AUGCGUGAGUCUCAUGCCAAAUACGUGAGAGUUGGCAGGUCUGCAUAUUCAAGUCAGCAUCCUCUCAUCCUAUCUGGAAAACAUCCCGUAACUAAGGUGAUGAUUCAUUUUGAACACCUUCGCUUACUUUAUGCUGGUCCAACAUUAUUAGCCUGUUCUCUGAAUCACCAUUUCUACAUCCUCAGAGAACGUAAAGCAAUUCAAUCAAUAACCCGCAGUUGUGUCAUUUGUCGAUGUACCUCAGCAAAGCUUCAACAUCAGAUGCUAGGUCAAUUACCUAUUGAGCGUCUCACUCCUGAUCUCGUUUUUGACGAGGGUGGCGUGGAGUAUGCUGGCCCUUUCUACAUCAAAUAUGGACAUGUGAGGAAACCUACUGUAAUUAAAACCUAUGCCAGUGUAAUGGUUUCACUUUCAGUGAAAGCUGUGCAUUUAGAACUGGUGUCAGACUUAACAGCUGAAGCCUUUCUAGCCUGUCUAAGGCGCUUCAUAUCUCGACAGAGGAAGCCAACUCUUAUUCGGAGUGACCAUGGUACAAAUUUUGUGGGCCAGCUUGGGAGAUCAAAAACUUAUUGCAUUUCUGAAAACCCAGAAGUCACAAGAUGCUAUCUCUGA
Gigantopelta aegis is the source of this 612-nucleotide messenger RNA. RefSeq lists its product as uncharacterized. Gene Ontology annotation, molecular function: nucleic acid binding. NCBI's taxonomy places the organism in Eukaryota, Metazoa, Mollusca, Gastropoda, Neomphalida, Peltospiridae. The transcript has a single exon. The record is from RefSeq and is a predicted model, not a curated record. Bases 1 to 612 code for a protein of 203 amino acids.